Molecule: messenger RNA, 1203 nt
Organism: Neopelma chrysocephalum (saffron-crested tyrant-manakin)
Lineage: Eukaryota; Metazoa; Chordata; Aves; Passeriformes; Pipridae
Product: protein LSM12 homolog
Exons: 3
Coding region: 112-405 (97 amino acids)
Source: RefSeq, a predicted model, not a curated record
GGGGGGGGCUCCCUUUGUCCCCUCAGAGCUCCGGGGUGACACCCAGCCAAAUUCCCUCUCCCUGUGUUCUCCCAGCUUGCCAACAAAGCACGGACGGAGAAGGAGGAGAAGAUGAGCCAGGCAUAUGCAAUUAGUGCUGGUGUCUCCCUGGAGGGGCAGCAGCUCUUCCAGACUAUCCAUAAGACCAUUAAAGACUGUAAAUGGCAGGAGAAGAACAUAGUUGUGAUGGAAGAAGUCGUUAUUGCUCCUCCAUACCAGGUGGAAAACUGUAAAGGCAAAGAGGGAAGUGCCCUGAGUCACGUACGGAAAAUAGUGGAGAAACAUUUCCGGGACGUGGAAAGCCAGAAGGUCCUGCAGCGUUCACAAGCACAGCAGACACAGAAGGACACGUCCCUGUCAUCCUGAGGCCAUCUCGGGAUGAGAUCGCCCUGUCCCCGUUGUCCCUUCCCUCCCGGGAGGCGGCGCCAGGGGCACCUUCACGCUUUUAUUUCCUUUUUUUUUUUUUUUUUUGGGGGGGGGAAAUCUCAACUCCAAAAUUCAAACUUUUGAACUUAAAAAAAAAAAAAAAAAACAAAAACGAGAAAAAGAGAAUAAUUUAAAAGCUCCUCUUCACGCAUUACUUGACUAACAGACUUUGGUUUUUCUCUGCCAUGUUUUCUCCCCUCCAGCAGGGCAGGCUCUGUUAAUUUUAUUUUUUGGCUUUUUUUUUUUUUUCCUUUUUUUCUCCCAAUUUCUACCUUUCCCUAUCCCCCCCAAAAAACGCCCAAAAAAUAAAAUUAACAAGCUCACUGCGGUGGCCAACCCGGGACCCUCGUGACCAACAUGGUCUCGUUUUAAUUUUGUUUGCACAGGGCAAGGCUUGAAUUAGUCUUAUUUUUCUUAUCUUUAAAUAUAUAUAUGAAUAUAUAUUAAAAUGUUCUUUAAAUAUUUGCUUCUAGCAGGAUUGUGGCAAAAAAUCCCCCCUAACACCCAUCCCAGGAUCAUCCAGAACCUGGAUUUGGGGGUUCCCCCCCACUUAUUUCCUUUAUGUUUUUAAUUUUUUUGCCCUUUUUCAUUUAAUUUUUAAUUUUUUUAAUUUUUUUUUUGCCACGAUCCUCUCCCUCCCCUUUUUUUUUUUUUUUUUUAAAAACAAAAAACAAAUGGAUCAAACUCAAAAAACAAUUCAAGCCCUGCCUUUAGGAGAGUUAAAGAUUAAAAAAAAAU